Molecule: messenger RNA, 3540 nt
Organism: Pseudovirgaria hyperparasitica
Lineage: Eukaryota; Fungi; Ascomycota; Dothideomycetes; Acrospermales; Acrospermaceae
Product: 2-oxoglutarate dehydrogenase E1 component mitochondrial precursor
Exons: 3
Coding region: 45-3203 (1052 amino acids)
Biological process (GO): tricarboxylic acid cycle
Cellular component (GO): oxoglutarate dehydrogenase complex; mitochondrion
Molecular function (GO): thiamine pyrophosphate binding; oxoglutarate dehydrogenase (succinyl-transferring) activity
Source: RefSeq, a predicted model, not a curated record
CUCCUAAUUCUCCACAUCAACUUAUAACCUGCGCAAGCAUCGCCAUGCUGCGCAUUCCCGUACAGCGCGCCAGCAGCCGCAUCCUUUGCGGUAGCUGUGGCGCUCGAUCAAACUUCUCCACAGCAGCGAGAGCUUCAGCAACGUCAUUGGUGUCGAAGAGACGAUGCAUAGCCCUGACUUCUCAAUUGCAACAAGCUCGCCGCUAUGCGAUCGCCGCCGAAGACACAAACAAAGGAGUUGAUCCGAACGACUCCUUCCUUCAGGGAAAUACAGCAAACUAUGUCGAUGAAAUGUAUAUGCAAUGGAAGCAAGAUCCUUCGAGCGUCCAUAUAUCGUGGCAAGUAUAUUUCAGGAACAUGGAAAAUGGUGACAUGCCAGUGUCACAAGCCUUUCAGCCUCCGCCCACCAUAAUGCCGGCCCUCCAUGGAGGUACUGGACCACAGUUCUCUCCAGGCAUGGGAAUGCAGACUGGACAGGGCGAUGAUACCAUGAACCAUCUCAAAGUCCAACUUCUAGUUCGCGCUUAUCAAGCCCGAGGUCAUCACAAGGCUAAUAUCGAUCCUCUGGGCAUUCGUACAGAGGCGGAGCAGUUCGGAUACAAACGACCGAAAGAGCUGGAACUGUCUCAUUACAACUUCAAAGAAUCGGAUCUCGACCAGGAAUUUGCGCUAGGUCCUGGUAUUCUUCCGGCAUUUAAGAACGAAAGCCGCGAAAAGAUGAAGCUGAGGGAUAUCAUUGCAGCUUGCGAGAGGCUUUACUGUGGUUCGUACGGCAUAGAAUACAUUCACAUUCCGGAUAGAGAGCAUUGCGAUUGGUUGCGUGCCCGAGUGGAGAUUGAGCAGCCCUACAAAUAUUCAGUCGACGAGAAGAGACGAAUCCUAGAUCGUCUAAUUUGGGGCACUAGUUUCGAAUCCUUUUUGGCCACAAAGUAUCCCAACGACAAGCGCUUUGGUCUUGAAGGUGGAGAGAGUUUGAUUCCUGGGAUGAAAGCUCUUAUUGACCGAAGUGUCGACUAUGGUGUUAAGGACAUCGUCAUUGGAAUGCCUCAUCGUGGUCGAUUGAACGUUUUGAGUAAUGUCGUUCGUAAGCCCAACGAAUCUAUCUUCAGCGAGUUCGCUGGCUCUGCCGAUCCAGCCGACGAAGGUUCGGGCGAUGUCAAGUACCAUCUGGGAAUGAACUUUGAACGACCCACGCCGUCUGGAAAGCGUGUCCAACUCUCCCUGGUAGCCAACCCAUCGCAUCUGGAGGCUGAGGACCCAGUGGUUCUUGGCAAGACCCGAGCCAUAUUGCACUACAACAAGGACGAGAAGGAAGCCAAGACUGCCAUGGGAGUACUACUGCACGGUGAUGCUGCCUUUGCCGGCCAGGGUAUCGUCUACGAGACGAUGGGCUUCCACACUCUACCAUCGUACCAUACUGGCGGUACUAUCCAUAUCAUCGUCAACAAUCAGAUUGGUUUUACUACUGAUCCUCGCUUUUCUCGUUCCACUCCAUACUGCUCAGACAUCGCCAAGGCUAUUGACGCACCUGUGUUUCAUGUCAAUGGCGACGAUGUAGAGGCUCUUAACUUCGUUUGCCAGCUAGCUGCAGACUACCGUGCUGAGUUCAAGAAAGAUGUUGUUAUUGACAUGGUCUGCUACCGUAAGCAGGGUCACAACGAGACCGACCAGCCGUUCUUUACUCAACCGCUCAUGUAUCAACGCAUUGCAAAACACAAGCCCGCCCUAGACACUUAUGAGAAGAAGCUUCUUGAGGAGAAGACCUUCACUAAGGAAGACAUUGAUGAGCACAAGGCUUGGGUAUGGGGCAUGCUGGAAGAAAGUUUUAACAGAAGCAAAGAUUACACACCUACUGCGAAAGAGUGGCUUACAUCUGCGUGGAACGGCUUCAAGUCACCAAAGGAGCUUGCUACUGAAGUACUGCCUCAUCUACCUACUGCCGUCGAUGAGAGCGUACUGAAGGAAAUUGCUGCGAAGAUUGGAGGUGCUCCUGAAGGUUUUGCUGUCCAUCGCAAUCUCAAGCGUAUCUUGGCAGGUCGUGCAAAGACAGUGACUGAAGGCAAAAACAUUGAUAUGCCUACGGCUGAGGCACUCGCAUUCGGUUCGCUUGUGCUAGAUGGCCAUCACGUACGAGUUUCUGGACAGGAUGUAGAGCGUGGUACUUUCUCUCAGCGACAUGCUGUACUGCACGACCAAGAGACAGAAAAUACGCACACCCCACUGCAGAACUUGAGCGACGACCAAGCCACAUUCGUCAUUUCCAACUCCUCUUUGAGCGAGUUCGGUGUCCUCGGAUUCGAGUAUGGUUAUUCUCUAUCGUCACCAAAUGCACUUGUCAUGUGGGAGGCUCAAUUCGGCGACUUUGCUAACAAUGCACAAUGUAUCAUCGAUCAGUUCGUUGCAUCAGGUGAAGUCAAAUGGCUUCAGCGCAGCGGUUUGGUCAUGAGUUUGCCUCACGGAUACGAUGGUCAAGGCCCAGAGCAUUCUUCAGGUCGUAUGGAACGAUACCUCCAGCUAUGUAACGAGGAUCCGCGCAUCUUCCCAGCCGAAGACAAAAUCGUCCGUCAACACCAAGACUGCAAUAUGCAGAUCGCGUACCUCACCAAGCCAUCGAACAUGUUCCACAUUCUUCGACGACAGAUGAAUCGCCAAUUCCGCAAACCUCUCAUCCUAUUCUUCAGCAAGAAUCUACUCCGCCACCCUAUGGCCCGCUCGGAUAUCAGUGAAUUCACCGGCGAGUCCGGCUUUCAAUGGAUCAUCCCUGAUCCUGCGCAUGAGACCGGCGAUAUCGAUGCGCACGACUCCAUAAGUCGGGUCAUUCUAUGCUCUGGCCAAGUAUACACUGCGCUUGCCAAACAUCGUGAACAAGAGGGCCGCAAGGACAUCGCAAUUACCCGAAUUGAGCAGCUACAUCCGUUCCCAUGGGAGCAGCUGAAGGAGAACCUUGACAGUUACCCGAACGCGAAGACCAUUGUAUGGGCCCAAGAGGAGCCGCUAAACGCCGGUGCAUGGAGCUUCACUCAGCCAAGAAUUGAGACGCUAUUAAACCAGACGAAGUACCACAACCGACGCCACGUCAUGUAUGCUGGAAGAAACCCCAGCGCCAGUGUGGCAACUGGUUUGAAGAGCGUGCAUACAAGGGAGGAGAAGGAGCUGCUGGAGCAUGCAUUUAACGUUACACAAGACAAGCUCAAGGGCGAGUAAAAGUUAAUGGAGAUCAUCAUGUGUGUAUAUGUAUUAAUUUCUCGUGGGUUAUGGUUAUCUCAUUCUGUGUCAAUGGGGAUGGGAUUUCCGAGUCGUCUUGAAAGCAAGGCGAAGAUUUAACUUGAGAUAAGUUUGAAUGCAUGUAGCAUCAGUAGCGACGUUUUUCAAAAAUGGGUUUGUUCUAAGGCCUAUGCGGGAUGAAGAUCUGAUUCUUUGAGCACCCUUUUCAUCAGACAAUUUUGCGUGGAUCUUGUACGUCGGGUAUUGUGCAUCAUUUUAAAUUAUAGAGUACUAAUUUAAACACUCCCCUUCGUCUCGAAUAUUUAGUACAUACUAG